Messenger RNA from Gracilinanus agilis (Agile Gracile Mouse Opossum), 2353 nucleotides. Its product is annotated as KIAA1191 ortholog. Gene Ontology annotation, cellular component: cytoplasm. Bases 331 to 1257 code for a protein of 308 amino acids. The transcript has 9 exons. NCBI's taxonomy places the organism in Eukaryota, Metazoa, Chordata, Mammalia, Didelphimorphia, Didelphidae. The record is from RefSeq and is a predicted model, not a curated record.
CUCAGCUGAGUCUGUUUAGGUCUUGGCGCAACUUGCGUCAUGGCCUCGGUUCGCUUCGUGCUUCGGCACUUAGAAAGUGAGGGGGCCUUAGAGCCUUGUUAGUCUCAGUUUCCUGUCCGUGGCGAAGUCCCUGCUCCAUCUCCUUCCUCCGCCCCACGGGAGACCUGUCGGUAGAGCCCCUGCCUGAGAGCUGCUUGAAACUCUGCUAGUAUAUCACUAGCUGCAGAAUGUUCCCUUUUGACAUCUUUGUCCUAUCUGCAUAACUUCUAUAGACUGCUGUGGGAAUCAGAGUUCUUCAUAUCUAGAGAAACACUUGGAUCACAAUCUUUCAUGGCAUCCAGAGAACCAGAUGUGCCUGCCAUUGAGCACAGUGCAGGUGGGCUUCUAGGCAAGAUGUCCCUACCAAUUGGAAUGCAUCGUCGGGCAUUCAGUUAUGAUGAUGUACUGGAGGAUCCUACACCGAUGACUCCGCCUUCAUCUGACAUGUGCAGUAAGGUUCUAUGGAAAAAGCCGGUCAUCCCAGAUCGGAAGUACCAACAGCUUUCCAAGGUUGAGGAUGGAGAAACUAGUUUGUCCUCUCCUUCCAUAACCCCCUCAGCUUCCAGUGACCAAAUGAACAAGGUCCCAGUGGUGAAGGCCAAAGCUACGCAUGUCAUCAUGAAUUCUCUAAUUACAAAACAGACACAAGAGAGCAUCCAACGCUUUGAACAGCAAGCAGGGCUGAGAGACGCAGGAUAUACUCCCCAUAAAGGCCUUACCACAGAAGAAGCCAAGUACCAUCGUGUGGCGGAGGCAGUCCAUAAAUUGAAGUUGCAAAAUGGAGAAAUAACAAAAGAUGAUAGAUUGACCGUUUCAGCCCAGUCCACUCCAAGUGGCACACCCCAUUCUUCUCCCAGGCAAAAGCCCAGAGGUUGGUUUGCUCAUGGAUCUUCUAAUUCUUUACCGGGCCUAGAAAUCAGCAGUAUGGACUCUGGAAAUGGCGAUAGAGACAAACCCUCAUCUGAAAAAUGGAGCCUUUUUGGACCAAGAACCCUUCAGAAAUCUGAUUCAGGUUUCAGUAUCCAGACCUACAGAGGUACUCAGAAACCAUUACCAGUGGAGCUCAUUCGUGCUCAGGCUACUAGAAUUGCAGAAGACCCAGCGGCCUUCAAGCCACCUAAGAUGGACCUUCCAGUAAUGGAAGGAAAGAAACCAGCUCCACGUGUCCAUAACCUCAAACCAAGAGACAUGAAUGUGUUGACUCCCACAGGGUUCUAAAGCUCCCUUUUCAUAUGAGCAAAGUUGCAUUUCCUGUUGACCCAGUUAUGUAGAGAGAGGAUAUUGUAGGCAGACUUUUCCUUCUUCCCAUCCACUUUGCACUUGACAUAGGAAAGAUGUCAUCCAUUUACAAUUCUGCUGAUGAAGAUAGUAUUCCUGGGGAGGUAGUGAUUGUUUCUUUAAUUAUUUGUGGCAAAGCUUGACUCUUUCUAAUACUAGAAGACCUAUUUUGUAAAGACCCAAAAUUGAUCUGAAUAAACUUCUCACAGCACAGUCAACCACACCCAACUACAGAUCUUUAGAACUAGAUUGCAAGGGAUAAGAGGAAUAAUUAAAAUCUGGUAGACUUUUGUUCUGCAUAUUUAUCCAAGGUAAAUAUAUUUGUUUGGUGUUUCUUUUCCUUGAUAAGUAAUAUUCCCAUUUUCCAGCUUAGAUGCUGUGUAUGCUUCUUAGAAAAUCAAAGCUGGUCUAGAAUCAAAGCAGCAAUUCAGGAGCCUUGUGUCCUGGUCUCUAAUGGGGAAUGCCCAUUGGAAAUGGAGACUCUGACACUAACUUUUAUGUCAAAGAUAUUUAAAAGGUAUCAUUAGUCCUUUGGUUAUAGGCUUGAAGUAGGAGGAGAUCUGGUCUACCCUGCCUCCUACCAAAGUGGGCUUUUCUUUUUGGAACCCUCAUACAUUGUGGUUUGUGACUGGAAUGGUGAAAUCUUUGCUGCUUCUAGUAAAAAAAGUGGUCAUUGUUCACUUUGGCAAUAAGCUCACACAGACUACCAACUGAUUCUGUUAUUAACGGAGAUUCUGUGCAAUGUUUUGUGCUGUUAAGAGUUUUAAAAACUUGAACUGAAGUAAGCUCAGUAUAGUUCUUCAGUGAUCUGAGAUAAAUCAUCUUGUGACUUUUACCCUCACUUAGUAUUGGCCUGAAUCCUUUCUUGGUAGAAAAGUAUGAGGAAAUAAAAGCUUUUCAACUUGAGAACUUAAAAAAAAAAAAAAAAAACCAAACAACCCCAAAACGAUGAUAUCAUCCCUUUAACUGUUGUGUGUGUUCUCCCUGCCACCCCCACCCCCCAUGUGUUUGAAGUAAUAAUUUUAUUACUCUUUUA